CAAAAGAGGCGCGGGCGCUGGAGACUUCAGGUCUUGGCGCCCGUGUUUCCGGUCGCGCCCGGUGCCCGCAGCCUCCGUCGCCAACCCCACUUUCAACCAUCAAGGUCGCCGAUCACAUCAUCGAACUCGAUCUUGUUCGGCGACAUCAAUGAAGACUUGAGAGGAUCAAGCGCGGGUUUACGACGUACGAUUCACAAGGAACGACAGAAACGCAGAUUUAUUGACGGACACGCGCUUACAAAUCAUUCGCGAUAUCAAGGGAGCAAAGAGCACGGACACUCACUCGCGGAACUGACCGCUGGACGAACACGAGACCAUCAUCAUUGACUCACUCACUGGACACUAUCGAUCCGAUGGCCAUCAUCGACCCCAGCUAACACCGGCUCAUUCUCUCGCCUUAUUUGCCAUAAAAGACGCAUCCCGGGAUUGGCAAACACCCCUCACGCGCCCCCGCUAACCCGGGCGGUUCCAACGCUCAGAAUGAACAUGAGCUCACCACCCACACCCGGAUCCGGCCACGGGCAUGGAACGGAAGGAAUUGGCAGGCCCGGCUCCCGCCCCGAGAAACGCACCUGCAUCACCUGCCGCGCCCGCAAGGUCAAAUGCGAUGGCCGACCGGACAAAUGCACCAACUGCGAGCGGCUGGGAUUUACGUGCUCCUAUGACCCCAACACCAUUGUCACCACGAGCAUCGACGCCGGCGUUGGCCCUAGUCACUCAAUCACCUCCCACGAAGCCUUCUCCAUCGACAGGCUGGUCCCAACAGAGACGGAGGGGAGCGUGUCCACCAGUACCACGACGACGGCACCAGUGGUGGGAUUAAGGAGGAUCAGAGCCCGACAGGCUUGUCAGAGUUGCCAUGUCAAGAAAGCCAAGUGCUCAGGAAUCAUCAACAAAUCCGGGCCAGGCGGAAGUGGAAGCGGAGGCUAUCGAGGUUGCGAACGAUGCCGGGCUCUAGGAAUUGCAUGUGUCCUCAGGAAGGGCAAGCGAGGCCUAGCUCUACCAGGCAUGAACAACUCCUCCCUCGGCGACGCCGGCGAAAUGAUUCUCGACGACGGGGGCAACGGCAUGCACCUUGACGAUCCCCGCGAUUUAGACGACGACAUGAACCACAACGGCAGCAUAACAGGGGGCCGGAGCACCGCCAGUCCUGCUCCCAUCCCCAGCAACAACCCAGACGCAUCCGGCCGCAUCGACCUCUCCCAACCCGACGACCCUAUCGUCAAACGCGCGUUUGACAACUACUUCCGGCAUGUCCACCACGUGCCCAUGUUCUCCUUCCUCCACCGGGCCUCGCUAAUGGAGCGGUACGACGCCGGCCUGCUGGACCGCGCUCUCCUUCUCGCCAUCGUUGGCAUUGCCGCCCUGCUAACCGACCUCGGCCCUUCCGUCUCCGUUGCCGACCCGGAGUUGUUCUCCAACCGAUGCAUCGACGAGGCUGCUUCCAUCUGCACAUCAGAGCUCGAAAACAGGAGUAUCACGCGCCUCGAAGCUUUGGUAAUCGUCGUCAAGCACCGGAUCCUAUCAAAACGGUUCUCAGCGGCCUUCAUGCUACACGCACUUACCUCGCGGUUCGCCAACGUGCUGCGACUGAACGUCGAAAACCCAGCCCUCUGCUUCCUCGCCCAAGAAUCCCGCCGCCGACUGAUGUGGUCCAUCUACAUGAUCGACGCCUGGUUCGCCAACGGCCAAACUGACCUAGCCCUCUGGCCGGAUCCAGAACGACAAAUCCGCGUGCAACUCCCCUGCAACGAGCGCAACUUCGAUUUCGAUCUCCCCGAAGUUACCGAACCUCUCCGCCAACCACCACCGAGUCCAUCAGGACAACCAGUCCAGCUUCCUGACGCUGUGGGAUUCACUGCCUUGCAUAUCCGCAUGCACUGGCUAAGGACACGGAUCCUCCAGCUUUCUCUCCGUGUUGUGGGCGCUAACCCCGACCCGAACGAGCUGAUGCAACUCCCGCUAAGGUGCGCCGAGUUCAAAGCGGAGCUGGACUCGUUCGAAGCGAGACUGCCGCCUUCGUUUAGGUGGAGUGAGUCGAACCUCCGGUUACGGUCGUACUCUUCGAGGUUGGCCAUCUUCUUUACGACGCAUGUCUGGUGGAGGCAGUGCCACUUGGACUUGUAUCGACUGUUCUUGCCAGGACUGAAGGAGGCGUUGUCGGGAAGUAGUCUGGCGCAGUUGGCUGGGAGCACGGUUGGUAGUCCAGCAGCUCAGGGGCAAGGGCAGUGGCAGGGGCAGCAAGGACAGAAUGGCCAGAGGCAAGGGCUGGUAGAAUGGGCAAGACAAGAGUGUUAUAAACACGCUCGCGCGAUGGCAGAUAUGUUUGCCCAAGUGCUGGCUUUGGGGGAAAGUAGUGUGCCGUUAGCGGAUGUAGAUCUGCCGGGGUGCGCAUUGCAGUGUGGACGGGUGUUGUAUCAUUCUUUUCAAACUCGUGAUGGGGGACAGUCGCCGGCUCCGUCGGCGGAGGGAGUGAGGGAGAUGGUUAGUGUUUGUUUGAGGGUGGCGAGGUUGGCAUGUCCGGGGCCUGCGAGUAGGGCUAUUCAAUCCGACAUCGAAAAACUCCUAGCCGAGGGCCUCCCCAUCAGCCAAGUACAAGUUACCGGGCAGACUCCCCGACCCAACGACCUCUUAACACCCACCCCCGGACCCGCGCCCUUCUCCCCCGGUCCCCCAGGGGCAUUCAGCAUGUCCAAUGUCCCUCUACCCGGCCCCAUUCCCCUCAUAAACGACCCGCACGAACUCGGCCCCCCUCAAAAUCUAUUACCAGCGAUGGCACCACCCGUACCAUCACAACACGCUCAACAAGCACCCCAAAUGCUCCCACCCGUCUCCAACUCCGGACCAGCACCAGUAGGCGUCGGCGUAGGCGUAGGCGCAGGGUUAGGCCCAGGCCCAGGCGUAGCACCCUCCCAAGCCAGCCAAAUCACAACCGGCUCCAACGCCUUUGAAGAGAUCCUGAAUGUGAACGGGAUCAAUUUCGGCGGGGGCGGUUUGGGGAUGAAUGAGUUCUUUGCUCCAGACGCGUGGGGUUUGGGGCUGUCGCCGUUUCCGAUGGGGUUGACGGGGGGUGAGUGGACGGUGCAAGGGCAGGGGCAGGGGCAGGGGGGUGGGCAGCAGGGGGGGUUUCAUGGGGAUCAUGGCUGA
This is a messenger RNA of Neurospora tetraspora, 3147 nucleotides long. RefSeq lists its product as uncharacterized. NCBI's taxonomy places the organism in Eukaryota, Fungi, Ascomycota, Sordariomycetes, Sordariales, Sordariaceae. The record is from RefSeq and is a predicted model, not a curated record. Gene Ontology annotation, cellular component: nucleus. Bases 481 to 3147 code for a protein of 888 amino acids. Gene Ontology annotation, molecular function: zinc ion binding; DNA binding; DNA-binding transcription factor activity, RNA polymerase II-specific. Gene Ontology annotation, biological process: regulation of DNA-templated transcription; DNA-templated transcription. The transcript has 2 exons.